Molecule: messenger RNA, 1205 nt
Organism: Mytilinidion resinicola
Lineage: Eukaryota; Fungi; Ascomycota; Dothideomycetes; Mytilinidiales; Mytilinidiaceae
Product: ClpP/crotonase
Exons: 2
Coding region: 126-854 (242 amino acids)
Biological process (GO): fatty acid beta-oxidation
Cellular component (GO): peroxisome
Molecular function (GO): delta(3)-delta(2)-enoyl-CoA isomerase activity; enoyl-CoA hydratase activity
Source: RefSeq, a predicted model, not a curated record
CGAGGGGAUAGCUGUCGCGGUCGACCUCAUCCUGGAGCUCCAUAUGGACUCCACUCGAUCAUACACAUGCUCUCCUACCACGUUACACUUCUCUCUACCCAGUCAUUGAGCAAUUUAAUACCACAAUGUCGUACCAAAACCUCACAAUAGACCGCCACUCCUCCAUCUUCGUAAUCACACUUCGAAAGGCGCCCGAAAACCGCAUAAACGUCGCCUUCGCCCAAGAAAUCAUCCGCGCCCUGCGCGACAUAGAAGCACAACUCGGUCCCGACGCCGACGGCUGCGUGAUAACACGCGGCAGCGAUGCGAAAUUCUGGUGUACUGGACUAGAUCUAGAUGAGUCCGACACAAACCCCCACGCCAACACCGACGGCUUCUACCCCCUCCUCGCCACCCUCCUCGACUACCCCUUCCCCACCAUCGCGCUGCUAACCGGCCACACCUUCGGCGGUGCCUGCCCCCUCGCCCUCGCCCACGACUACCGCAUCAUGAACGCCCAGCGCGGCUUCCUCUCCAUGCCGCCCGUCAACCUCGGGCUGUGGUUCCCCGGCAUCGGCGCGCUGCCGCGCUUGAAACUGCGCCCGCAGAUCGCGCGCAAGAUGCUGCUGGAGGCGCAUAGGUGGACGGGGAAGGAGGCGCUGGCGGAUGGGAUUGUGGAUGAGCUGGCGGAGGGGGGCGUGGAGGGGAUGUUGGAGGUUGCGUUGGCAAAGGGGCGGGUGGUGGCGCCGCGGGCGCGGAUGGGGGUGUAUGCGCGGUUGAGGGGGGAGUUGUGGGGGGAGGCGGGGGAGGCGUUGAGGCGGAUUAGUUAUGUGCAUGGGAGGGCGGUGGGGACGGUGGCGAAGGCGAAGAUAUAAAGAAUAGGGGGGUUAGGCAGGGGCUUGAAGAUGCUGAUGGGCUUGGAAAAUGGGCACGUGAUGGCAGCACUCAUCUGCUGCGUUUAGCUGUGAAGACUUGCGGCUAGUGUUUGGUUGGUAAAAGGUUGCUUGGCUCUACGAGAAGCGUGGUUGAGCAACUGAUAGAUCCUGAAUACCCUCCGGAGACUCCAUUACGCCUACGUCUCUCCUAGACUAGCAGCCCAUUCAUCAACCGUCGUCACCUGCGAAAAGACGGGCCAGGUUAGAUUCGUCGCCGCGUCCUUCUGCUCUGUGGUAAACGCCGCAGCGGCAUCGGUACUAUCCCCCGGAUGAGCAGCCGUCAAUACAUGG